Messenger RNA from Ambispora leptoticha, 716 nucleotides. Lineage: Eukaryota; Fungi; Glomeromycota; Glomeromycetes; Archaeosporales; Ambisporaceae. The record is from the annotation of a GenBank genome assembly.
GUUCCACGGAAGGUUUGGAUAAACCUCUUUGUGAACGCUAUACUUUUAAAUAUGAUAAUAAUAAAUCAACUACACUAGACAUUACCCAAGAAUUAAGUGAUAAAUUGGAGUUAAAUUCGAAGGAAAAUUUUCAUGUUUUCAAAAAAGUAUUAACCCGCUCACCAGAGGAAGGCGGAAUAACCAUCAAAAAUGAAAAUGAAAUCUUCAUUCAAAAACCUUUAACUAUCAACAACUUAGAAAAAGAAAGACAAGAAACCAUCACUAACUUACAAGAGGAACGGGAUAAUCUAACUAAUCGCCUUACCGAAUUAGACCAAUUAUUACAUGGCAGUGCUAUUAUCUUCGGUAAACAACAGCAUUAUAUUAACCAAAUAACUCACCAAUUACAACAAGAACAAAAUAAUAUCACUAAUUCAGCGGAAUAUAAUGCUAACUUACGACAGGAUUUACUUACCUUAGCCCACACCAGAAAAGAAUUACAAGGCACAGCUUUUUAUACUGAGGAUACUCCGGCUGUUGCCAUUUUAAUUGAAAAAGUUAAAGGACAAAGAAUAAUUGAUUUGGAACAAGAAAAGGAAGAGUUAAAUAGUAAUUUACAAACUCAACACCAGCAAGAACUAACUCAAAAGGAUGAUGAGAUAACUAGACUUGAAAAGAGAAUAGAGGAUUUAGAGGUAGAACGAGAUGCCCGUCCAAGAAUUACAUUAGCAAAAUGA